This is a messenger RNA of Megalobrama amblycephala (Wuchang bream), 997 nucleotides long. RefSeq names its product perforin-1-like. The record is from RefSeq and is a predicted model, not a curated record. NCBI's taxonomy places the organism in Eukaryota, Metazoa, Chordata, Actinopteri, Cypriniformes, Xenocyprididae. Bases 104 to 997 code for a protein of 297 amino acids. The transcript is spliced from 2 exons.
UGAAACUCUCUGCGUCUUGAUCGAUAUUUCCGAGGGGCCGCUACACAAACUACACAGCAGAUGUGAAGGCAGAAAGCCAUUUUUGUAAAGAACAGAAAAAAAGAUGGGGACAAAUCAAAAGUUCAGCACCAUGUUCAAUGACCGUCAGACAGAGCUUAUCGGAGGAAACAUAAAUGGAGAAGAUCUGUUUUUUUCUGGUUCAUCACAUCCAAAUUCCCUUAAGAACUGGCUUGGGUCUCUGAAGAGCCUCCCUGACAUUGUGCACUACUCUCUGAAACUCCUCCAUUUUUUACUGAAUACUGAGCACCCUGCCAGGAAAGGACUAAAGAGAGCUGUUGAAGAAUACAUAAUUGAAAAUGCUCUCAUGAAGGUUUGCUCUGAGCCUUGCAAGAUUGGCAGUAAGAGCAGCGCAAGAGACAGAUGUGCUUGUGUUUGUGAAAGUAGUCAAAUUAUAAAGUCUAAUUGCUGUCCAGUUGAAAAAGGACUUGCCACCCUGAAAGUCUACAGUCUCAGAGCUAAAGAUCUGUAUGGAGAUGUAAGUACUGAAACAGAUGGUGCUGUAUCAGUUACAUAUGGCACACAAAUUAAGCGCACUGAGACUAUUGAUGAUAAUAACAAUCCACAUUGGCCAGAAACAUUUGAGUUUGGUCCUAUUAAGAUGGCCAAUAAACUAACUUUUGAAGUAUAUGAUGCAGACAGUUACUGGAACAGUGAUCUCCUCGGUACAUGCUCUUUUGAUCUUAGAAGUGGAGUGGUGCAUGACACUUGUGUUUUUAAAUAUGGUACCUUCUUUUUUACCUAUGAAGUGAAGUGUGCUCCCAGUCUAGGAGGCCCACAGUGUAAAGAACACAAAACGUCUCCAAUGGCUGCCCCUCUGGCUGACAUUUUCAGCUCAAGAAAUGGUGUGCUGGUUAGAGACAUGCCAAGGCUUGAAUUAGCUAAGAGUGGUUUUAUUAAAGCGUUCAUAAACCCAGACCUGUGUGAUUGUUUUCUAUGA